Messenger RNA from Ictalurus punctatus (channel catfish), 1939 nucleotides. RefSeq names its product gastrulation brain homeobox 2 (gene gbx2). Gene Ontology annotation, biological process: regulation of transcription by RNA polymerase II; regulation of nervous system development. The record is from RefSeq and is a predicted model, not a curated record. Bases 75 to 1067 code for a protein of 330 amino acids. Gene Ontology annotation, cellular component: nucleus. Gene Ontology annotation, molecular function: RNA polymerase II transcription regulatory region sequence-specific DNA binding; DNA-binding transcription factor activity, RNA polymerase II-specific. Lineage: Eukaryota; Metazoa; Chordata; Actinopteri; Siluriformes; Ictaluridae. The transcript has 2 exons.
UGAGAGGACAGCCUCUAACUGUGCGCCAGAGUAAACUUUUCUAACUGUGCAGUGUGUCCCUGAUAGACGAGCUUAUGAGUGCGGCAUUCGGGUCGUCCUUCGCGAUGAUGCAGCGUCCGGUGGGAAACACCACUGCCUUCAGCAUCGACUCGCUCAUCGGCGGCUCCCAGCAGCCCAGUCCGGGACACUUCGUGUACACUGGCUACCCCAUGUUCAUGCCCUACCGCUCUGUGGUGCUUCCUCCUCCUCCUCCUCCUCCACCUCCUCCUGGUCUGAAUCAGGCGCCUCCUCAUCAUCAGCUCGCCGCUUUACCGGCCGCAAUACCGGGCGCUUUCUGCUCCAGUUUGGCGCAGGGCAUGGCGCUCACCUCCACGCUCAUGGCCAGCCUUCCCCAGCACCCGGAAGCGGCCCGGAAGUUCGGCACGCAGGCGCUGCACGCGGCCUUUGACAAAUCCCAUGAGAUCCGACUGGACGCAGAAGACGGCAAAAGUUUCCUGACCAAAGACGCCGCUGCGCUUCUGCCCUUCCACGAUGAGCCUCUGCAGUCCGCUACAGUACGAAGUCACGGCAAAGACGAUCCCAAGGAAGACGAGUGCACGAGGAAGGACGAGAGCUUCUCCAUGGACAGCGACCUCGACUACAGCUCGGAUGACAACAUGCCCUCUGCGUCCAACCCGCUGUGUGCCAAAGAGGACGGCGAGGUGAGUGCAGGCCUGGAGGAGAGCGCGCGCUCCGGGAGCGGCGCCUCGGGGGGGAAAAACCGGAGGCGGCGGACGGCGUUCACCAGCGAGCAGCUGCUGGAGCUGGAGAAAGAGUUCCACUGCAAGAAGUACCUGUCUCUGACAGAGCGCUCGCAGAUCGCGCACGCCUUGAAACUCAGCGAGGUGCAGGUGAAAAUCUGGUUUCAGAACCGCAGAGCGAAGUGGAAGCGCGUCAAGGCGGGGAACGUGAACACGAAGGCGGGCGAGCCGUCCCGAAACCCCAAAAUAGUGGUUCCCAUUCCCGUGCACGUGAGUCGCUUCGCCAUCCGGAGCCAGCAUCAGCAGCUGGAGCAAGCCAGACCCUGAUAUGCGCUGGGCUUUUGGACCAAAACACAAACUUCACUUAACGCGAGUGACUCGUUUACAAAAAAAAAAGCCACAUGUGAAAUAUGAAUAUAGUACAUUUCCACGCGGAUAUCUGCGUUCAUCCUCGAGGAGGAAGCAGUGUCGGUUUGUUUGAACGGACUUUCCGGUUACGCAGGAAACUGCAGACUUUUGUGCUGAAUAAUGCGACAGCGCGUCUCCAGAAGUAUUACUAUAGCUAGUGUGCUGUUUUGACAUACAGUGUAACGCGGUUUGGGACGCAGCCCAAGUUCUGGUAACUGGCACGCGCACACACAAACACACACACCGAGAGAGUGAGAGAGAGAGAGAGUGUGAGAGAGAGAGAGAGAGAGAGAGAGAGCUGCUGUGGACCAAAUGAUGAAUAAACUAAUUCCCUGUAGAUUUCAAAGAAUGUGAAGUUCUCUUUCGUUUUGUUUUUCUGUAGUGUUCAGUGUGUGUGUGUGUGUGUGUGUGUGUGUGUGUGUGUGUGUGUGUGUGUGUUUGCGUUCUUUUUCUUUUCUUUUUUUUUUUAACAGAGAUGAGGUGAUCUAUUAAACGGAGCACUUUUCUGGCUCUGCUGAAGCACUGAGAAAAUUAAACAACAGUCAUGCCUUCGAGGUGAUGGUCUGUUCUGUUAAUACGUGUUUUUAUUUGUCUUGAUUAAUAAUCACUUCUCUUCAUUUUGAGUUUGUUUUUUUGUUGUUUGUUUGUUUUUGUUGUUGUUUACUUCCUGGGGGCACGCUGCUAAUUUAUUUGAUAUUGUGCAAAGAGUUACUAACAUGCGAAGAGUUUAUUGAGUUGAGAUUGUGUGAAUUAAAGUGGACCGUGAUUGUGAAAUACUUGUACGUGGUGGG